This is a messenger RNA of Diospyros lotus (date-plum), 8388 nucleotides long. RefSeq names its product glycerol-3-phosphate dehydrogenase [NAD(+)]. The record is from RefSeq and is a predicted model, not a curated record. Gene Ontology annotation, molecular function: protein homodimerization activity; glycerol-3-phosphate dehydrogenase [NAD(P)+] activity; NAD binding. Bases 6952 to 8076 code for a protein of 374 amino acids. Gene Ontology annotation, cellular component: cytosol; glycerol-3-phosphate dehydrogenase (FAD) complex. The transcript is spliced from 11 exons. NCBI's taxonomy places the organism in Eukaryota, Viridiplantae, Streptophyta, Magnoliopsida, Ericales, Ebenaceae. Gene Ontology annotation, biological process: glycerol-3-phosphate catabolic process; carbohydrate metabolic process.
AAAUAGAAAACAGUUAGGGGAGUGGGGUGUCUUUACAUGGGUCAUUUGAUACUUAAGUUAACUGAAAAAUAAAAAAGUAUUCAAGUAACUUGGGUGGGAGUUUUUACUUACCUCGACUCCUUAUUUAUAGAAAUUAAGACUGAUAAGUGGAGGAACAUUCACAUUUUUUAAGAUUAUUUGUUCUUAAUCUUUAAGUAAAGAUUUUGAAAGUGAGUUGACAUAUUUUUAACGGAUCAUAAUUUAAAGAGUUCUUUAAAGAUUGUAUCUCUCAAGUCCUAGAGCGGCUCCCGAUAACGUCUGUCUGGGGUAGCUGAGAGAUCUCCCAAUAGGGUCUCUCAAGAAUUACUCUAUUGGGAAGAUGUCUAUAGCCUCCUUCUUUGGGCUUUUUUCCUUUUAGGCCUGUCUUGGAGUUGAGCUCACUUUUUUAGCACAAUAAUUGAAUUUAUGGUUUAGAGUUUAGUUUGAUAUUUUAUUUUUUUAUUUUGUUUUCAGUUUAAUUCGAUUUUGUGAUUAAUUUUAUAAACAAUAUUGCUUUCGAGUUCAUAGACCUCACUUUGAUUAUUUAUAUGUAAAAUACUAAAAGUUAGAAGUAGAAAUAAAAGUUCACUAAAAAUAAAAGUUUAGGUAGAAUUCUGUUGUCCUCUACCAAUUAUUAUUUUACAUAUAGUUUUAUACGUAAUAUUAUACCUAAAAUGCUAAACUAUAUUGUACUUAGCUCUCCAUUAUUGGUCGCUUGUGUACCUUAAGCUUCUUAUAAUAAUAUUAAUAAAUCUUAAAAUUAUUGUAAGCUGGAUUUGAAACUCAAUUAACUUUUAUUAAGUUAGAUUAAUUUAAGUUGAGUAUUUUUUCUUUUGAUAUAAUCUUUGAUGGUCCAACUUCGUACUCAAAAGAAAGAGAGAGCUACUGUCAUAUGUAUUUUUUGCUUGCAUGAAGCGGACUGGACUCGACCUUGUAGGUUGGCCCAAUCACCCGAGGCUCAAGCUUGAGGUUGUUAGUUACCUAAUUUCGAGCUCGAAUCGCGAACCAUGCGAGCUCUCAACGACACUCUCAGUUCGUAGACAUCAGGAUCACUCAGUUCGAGUUCCCAGCGACGCUAUCAGCUCGCAGACCGACUAAUCAGCUCGCAUGAGUGAAGAGAUUAUAGAAUAAUGAUGGGCUAGGCAUCAUUCUAGCUGGGCCGUCUGGGCCCUAAUCUGGCCUCUCUCUCGGCCCAUGACGGUCCUAUCCUAACCCCAUACCAUCCUGCAUCAAUAUUAUUGCAGCCUUUUCAGAUCCCAUCUACAUUAAUGAGGGGCCAGUCAACGCCAUGCUGUCACUUAGGAAACCUCACCGACGCCGGUAUACAGUCCCAUCACCUGCAAAAGCACAAGACAUGUGGAGAGGACAUAUCCUCUUAUUAUAUUUAGCUGGCUCUCUUCAGAGCCAAGGUACGCUUUUACUCUCUGACUUACUAAUACAUAGCGUACUCCCUUACUUAGGCGUCAGAGUGCUUGUAGGUGCUGACCGUCGAAGCGCUGAUCGAACCAUUCAAAUCUCCCUGGUGCGUCUUCUCUUUCCCCUUUUCGCAUUCAUUUCUUAGAACGAGCAAAACGAAUCACGGUCGACCAAAUCUGGAAGUCGACAUUUUGGCGCUAAAAGGAGGUCUGUUCUGAUCGAUAACGAUGCCAAGAGGAAGAAACACCAGAAGUUCUAAAGUGGUGACCAAUCAGCCUGGAAACCAUGUUAAUCAAUUGCCGGAAGUUCCACCAGUCGGGGGCGCAGUCGCAAUCGCUGCAACUAUUUCUGUACCCCCACAUUUUGGAGCCGCCUUUGCCAUCCCCACGUGGGUUUCCUACCAGUCUGUGGCCCCUACCCCUGGAACGGAGGCGAUAUAAGUUUAGUAGGAGCGUCAAAAAGUGCUAGAGGGUAUAGUCAUGCAGCUUAUUGAUACAGUUAGGACGUUGGCCCAAGCGCAAGUUCGCAUAGCCCAAAUGCAGGCGGAGGCCACGCCACCCCGGCAACAUGGGAAUUCACCUUGUGGAGAAAGCUCGAUCAGGGUUAGCCCAGGCCGUGCUAUAUAUCGCAACUCGUGAGACCUCGAGAAUAAGAGGCGGCGUAUGUCGUGAGAUUGCUAUUCGCCAGAGCAAGCCAGGGGACGGGAGAAGCGAUCUCGCACUGGGCAGUCUAUGGAUUAGGAUCCCACCGUGGAAGGACUACUGUAGAGGGUCCAAUAGCUGGAGGCAAGAUACAGGAUUCAUGAUUAGUGGGAAGGUUGCGAAGAGAGGACCCCACUCUCUAGGGAAAUCGAAUUGGAGCCUCUCCCUCGCAGAUUCAAGACCCCUAAUAUCCCUCAAUACAACGGAGAUGGCGAUCCAUAUGGCCAUUUAGAUGCCUUCAACGUCUUGAUGGACCUCCAUACUUCAAGUUCAUUGGUGAAAUGUCGUGUCUUCCCCGCGACCUUGGGAGAUAUAUCUUGGACCUGAUUAAGGAGUCUCCGUCCUCGCAGCAUCUGUAGCUAGGAGGAGUGUCAGAGAAAGUUUAUAGGUCAAUACAGGUCCCUUAGGAGGCAACUUGUCCCGACUUGUCACCUCGCUACCGUGUUCUAGCAGCCCAAUGAAUCCUUGAAGGAUUACAUUGAGAGGUUCAGGCAUGAAGUCAAUACUGUUGAUAACCCAUCGGAUGAAAAUACUUUGACUACGAUAUCUGUGGGGCUCCGGAAGGAUGAGAAGCUCUAUGAGAGCAUUUACAAAUCCCCUGUAAGGGACCUGGGCGAGUUCUACGAAUGAGCUGCGAAGGAGGUCAGAUGGGAGGAGACCUUUUGCUCUAGGAAGCUGGAUGGCCUAAAAGACUGAGAUUGGAAGCACCAGCCAUAACAAGAAGAGUGACAACGGCGACGAUGAUCAGGUCGCUAAGAACUCAAGGAGCGAUCUAGGUUACGAAUGACCUGCGCACCAAGGUUGCUAUGACAACUACAGUAUCCUGUCAAACACUCAGGAUAUGAUUUUCGCUACAAAGAAGGGCGAGGAGGAUUUUGGGAGGCCUAAUCCCAUAAGGACCCCCAAUAGAUUUAGGAAUAAGAACAAGUCCUGUGCUUACCACGACGAAGUGGGUCACAACACCUCCGAGUGUCGAGCAUUGAAGGACGCAAUCGAGGACUUGAUCGAAAGAGGCCGCUUGCAUGAUUAUGUGGUGCAACCAAAAUACUAGAAGUCUCAGCAACCGGCUCAACCGGAGCCUCGUCGAGCUCCCGAGCAGGAUUGAGCACCUACGAUCGCAUGAGGAUGGUUACCAUCAACAGCGGGUUACAAAAAUUACAACAUAAAGAUUCGAGUUUGGUGUUACAAUGUCGGUGAUACCGGACUGCGCUUUGUUCUUCAUAGAGCUCAAAAGGCCAGCGACCGGACACUAGGCCAGAAUUGCGAAGGCCCCCAUAUUAUCAAACAAAGCCUGGGAAACAGAGCGUAUCGAUGGGGCUAUUAUCCCAUGUACUUGGAAUGCGGAGCAUUUUCGUCCUUACUUCCAAUUAGUGUAACUGAUUCUUACUUAUGCUCCAGCUUUCUUUUAUAAAUAAUUCUUAUUGAAAUUUAUUGAUUUUCAUUCUGUAAGCUUAUUGCUCUUUACUCAUGUUUGAUGUUCGAUGGAAUGUCCUUAAAAUUGGGGUUAGAGAUACCAUGAUUUGCGAGUUAGGGCCUAUUCCUUUUAGCCUCCGUGCUAUGGUUUGCGGCUUAUCUGAACAUUCAUCUUGGUCCUCCCCCAAGUCGUGGUUUACAAGCUGAUGACCAUUCAUCUUGACUUAACGUCAUGGUUUGGUAUUUACUGGGAAACCACUCCCAUUAAUCAUUCUGAACUAAGGGUUGACUAGGUAGGGUCCUUUCAUUUUGACUCAAGUCAUGGUCUGCGACCUACUUGGAUGUUCCCUCUCUGCUCGUUAAAUUUGCAAAAAGUCAUGGGAUGUUAGCUGAGAUCGCAACACGAUCUACUUGGACAUAUAGUUUGGCGACGCAAAUUAAACUCUUGACAGAGCCAUGGUAUGUUAGCUGGACCGCAUUGCGAUCUACCUGGACAUAUAUCUUGAUGGGUUUUUUGAUAUGAUCCAGAUAUUAUCUCCCUAUGACGUAUCAACCAAGACUCAGAUCAAUCUAGUUAUCAUCACAUAAAUCAAUUAUUAUUAUCUUAUCGUUAUAGUUGAAAGGUAUUGUUAGCUGAGAUCGCAUCACGAUUUGCCUGGACAUAUAGCUUGGCAAUGUAGAUUAAUUUUAACAGAAUACAACUCUAUCAAGUUUUCUCCGAAGCCGUGGUAUGUUAGCUAAGUUCGCAAUGCGAUCUAUCUGGACAUAUAUAUUGGCAAGGUCUUCAGUAUGACCAAUAUGUUAUUUCAUCAUGGUAUGCUCUCGCUCACCACAAAAUUAUAGUUCACGAUCUGCUGGAUGUUAGCACGAGAUGGCAUAAUCUGAAAUGAUCGGGCAGAAGUUGGAAAGGUAGAUCGACAGAUCGCAUUGCCCGCUUUAGUCAGUAUACGUCAGCUCUCAGUUCGUAGAUCGUACUAAGAGCUGGGGGCUAAUGUUAUAUGUAUUUUCUCCUCGCAUGAAGCGGGCCCAAGCUCAAGGUUGUUAGUUCCAAGUCGCAUGACACCUAACUUCGAACUUGAAUCGUGAACCAUGCGAGCUCUCAACGACACUCUCAGUUCGCAGACAUCAGGAUCAUUUAGUUCGAGCUCCUAGUGACGCUAUCAGCUCGCAGAACGACUAAUCAGCUCACAUGAGCGAGGAGAUUGCAGAAUAAUGAUGGGCUAGGCAUUAUUCUAGUUGGGCUGUCUGGGCCCCAAUCUGGCCUUUCUCUCGGCCCAUGACGGUCUCAUCCUGACCCCAUACCAUCCUGCAUCAAUAUUAUUGUAGCCUUUACUGGGUAUUCGUGCGCCUGUCUCAGAUCCCAUCCACAUUAAUGAGGGACCAGUCAACGCCAUGCUGCCACCUGGGAAACCUCACCGGUAUCGGUAUACAGUCUCAUCACCUGCAAAAGCAUAAGACAUGUGGAGAGGACAUCUCCUCCUCCUAUAUUUAGCCAGUUUUCUUCAGAGCCAAGGUACGCUCUCACUCUCUGACUUGCUAAUACACAGCGUAUACCGGAGUGCUUGGGCAUCGGAGUGCUUGCAGGUGCCCGCAGUCGGAACGCUGACUGAACCAUUCAAAUCUCCCUGGUGCGUCUUCUCUUUCCCCUUUUCGCAUUCAUUUCUCAGAACGGGCAAAACGAAUCACGGUCGACCAAAUCCGGACCGAAUCGUGCCUUUUAAAUUGGUUCUAUAGUUCAAAGGUUAGGUUCUGGUUUUAAAAAAUUAAUAAUCAAUAUAUUUGAUUUGGUUAUUAGUUUUUUUUUUUCAAAUCGUGGUUCGAAUCGAACCAGAACCGAUAUUAUACUUAUAUAUAUUAUAAUUUUAAUCUACUAAUUUUUGUUUAUUUCUUUUUUGUUGUUAGUUAUUGUUAUUCAUGAAUUUUUUUAUUUCUAGAUUUUUAUGUGUUAUUGUUAUACUAAAUGGUUGAUAUAAUCUCAUUUGAUGAGAUAGUUUAUGAAUUAUUUUAUUCUAUUUUUAUUUCAAAACUUGAAGCAUUAAUGAAGUUAUGGGUUUAUUUUAAUUAACAAAUUUGUUUAUAAUUUCAUAUUUUAUGAAAAUAUUUAGAAGUUAAAUGUUAAUUGGAUAGAAUUAAAAUCGAAUCAAAAUUGGUUUGAUAUGAUGGAUUGGUCAUAGUUUAGUUUUAUUUAUUUAAUAAUUCGACUACCGUUCUUAAUUUUUUUUUUUAGAGUCGUUAAAAAUGACAAUAUAAAAUAAGAUAUCUCGGACGAUAACGGUUUCUCGAAGAGUGACUGCAUAACGUUAUCACCAACCAAAUAGGUGACAUGCUUCAAUUGACUUUUUCUUAAAAGAGAUAUUAAGGUGUUUAAUUAAUAUAAAUAUAUAAUAAAUUAAUAUCAAAAUAUUAUAUAAAAUGUUUUUCUUAAAUAUAUCUAAAUAACAUUUCAAUAAUUUUUAUUCAUUCAAUGGAGUUUCAUUGAAUGAACGAAGUGACCCAUCACAACACGUGACUGUUCUUUAUUACUGUCACUGGGCAGCCUAUGAUAGGAGGGCCAGGCACAGCUUCAGAGUAACUUCCUUUGGAUUUUCUUUUUCUUUUUUUUUUUGUAAUUAAUUUCAAAAAAUGAAAUUUUUAAUAAUAAAUCAAUAACAAUGACCCUCUUUCUUUUUUUGUUUUUUUGUCAUUAACUAAAAAUUAUACCAUUAAAAACAUAAUUAAAAUUCUCAAAAUUCGAAUGUGAUAUCGUGGAGUCACUCUUGCUAUAACAGCGAGUAAAGAGUGUUUAAUCGGUUCAACUCUAAAUUAUAUUAAAAUUAAAAUUGAUAAGAAAAUUAAAUUAAAAAUUGAAUAAUAAAAAGAUAAUAUUGAAUUUAAUAAAAAUAUUUGUUUAAUUUAAAUAAUUCAAUCAAUUCAAUAAUUAAAUUGACUCAUGUUAUUUAGUUAGAUUGAAUUUUCGGUUUAGAUAAUAUUUUUUUUUAUUAAGUAAUGAAAAGAUGUAAAUGUUAAUAUUUAUUUUAAUUAUUUAAUAAAAAAAUAUAAUCUAAACUAAAAAUUCAGUUCCAAAACUAAAUGAGUAAUAUUACUUUUUAAGUGUGAAAUCGACAAUAUAUUAAGUUAGUGGUUAAUUGUUAGAAUGGAGGAGAAUGAAAGUGGAGUUAAGAAGAUGGAUAUAGGAUAGACGCAUAGAGUAGAUCGCCAGAUUUAACUGGAAUCACAUUGAUUCUCACGAAGGGAGGCUGCCUUCUCCGCCCCCCCCCCACACACACACAUGAGAUGAGCCCCUCUCUCUAUAUACAUCCCUUCUCCUCUUUCAUUCUGCCGUGCCACCCCUCCCUCCCUCUCUCUGCACCUUCCUCCGCAGCCGCUGCCGGCACCGCCUCUCUCUCUCUCUCUCUCUGUCUAGAUGGCGCCGUGCCCGGAAUCGCAGCACCUGCCACUGGUCGGAGGGGAUGCCACAUCGGACAACGACAAUAUUAACGCCCCCGAAGGAAAAUCUAGAGUCACGGUUAUCGGAAGUGGGAAUUGGGGCAGCGUCGCCGCCAAGCUCAUUGCCUCCAACACUCUGAGGCUCGCCUCCUUCCACGAUGAAGUAAGGAUGUGGGUGUUCGAGGAGGUAUUGCCGAGUGGUGAGAAACUCUCAGAGGUCAUCAACCGGGCCAACGAGAACGUUAAGUACCUUCCUGGUAUAAAGCUUGGCAAGAAUGUUGUUGCAGACCCUGACCUUGAACAUGCAGUUAAGGAUGCAAACAUGUUAGUUUUUGUGACCCCACAUCAAUUCAUGGAAGGUAUAUGUAAAAGGCUAGUUGGAAAGAUAAGGGCAGAAGCAGAAGCUAUUUCCCUUAUUAAAGGAAUGGAGGUCAAGAUGGAAGGUCCUUGCAUGAUCUCCUCCCUCAUAAGGGAACAGCUUGGCAUAAAUUGCUGUGUUCUAAUGGGGGCAAAUAUCGCUAAUGAGAUUGCGGUGGAGAAGUUCAGUGAAGCAACGGUUGGAUACAGAGAGAGCAGAGAGAUGGCAGAAAAAUGGGUUCAACUAUUCAACACUCCUUAUUUCAUGGUCUCAGCUGUCCAAGACGUGGAAGGAGUUGAACUAUGUGGGACCCUAAAAAAUGUUGUGGCAAUAGCUGCAGGUUUUGUGGACGGCUUGGAAAUGGGAAAUAAUACAAAGGCUGCAAUAAUGAGAAUUGGGUUGAGAGAAAUGAAGGCCUUUUCCAAGUUGCUGUUCUCAUCAGUCAAGGAUAGCACCUUCUUUGAAAGUUGUGGGGUAGCUGAUCUUAUAACAACUUGCUUAGGGGGUAGAAAUAGGAAAUGUGCAGAGGCUUUUGCUAGGAAUGGAGGGAAAAGGUCUUUCGAUGAGCUUGAAGCAGAAAUGCUGCAGGGCCAGAAAUUACAGGGUGUUUCCACAGCAAGAGAGGUUUACGAAGUUUUAAGCUACAGGAGCUGGUUAGAGUUGUUCCCGUUAUUUGCAACAGUGCAUGAGAUAUGCAUCGGUCGUCUUCCACCAGCAGCAAUAGUUGAGUACAGCCAGAGUUGAAGCCAGUCAACCUGCACAAAGUUCUCCCUGUUGGAAGGCUUGGCUCAUUGCCCACCUUUCUUAUCACAGAUACAGUUAAUAUAUAUAUAUAUAUAGCACAUUCCAGUCCAAAUUAUGUUGCUGUUGCUGUUGCUGUUCCAGUUGUUGUAGUAGUAGGAGGAGGAGUUUGCCUUCACCAUUGGUGACAGCACCAUGGAUGGUUAUAGGUUUCAAAAUGCGGCAUAUGGACAAGUUUCAGUGCAUCUCUUUUGUUUAAUGCCAGACCUGUAAUAUCUUCAAUUUCCAGUCUAAUACAUGAUGAUGUGUCUCUUU